AUGAUUCCGGAUGAUUUAUAUGAAAAUCUCGAGAAGCUCUUUCCGAAAUGCUUUAUCGAUAUCCAGCUAGGAGGAUUAUUCGCAAAUCGCCGCCAUAAACAUGUUGUCAUCGAUGUCGAUUGCUGCCUCAGCCGCUUGUAUGGCUCGAAAUUCGUGGACUGGUCAUGUGGUGGGCAAUGGAACGAGAUGGUUGUACAUUUGUCGCUGAUUAGAGCCGUCGCCAAUCAGAAAAAUAUCGAAUUCGUCUUCUUUUUUGACGGAACUGCUGAUAUUUCGCGCUACUACGAUUGGAAUGCAGUAAACAAGCGAGUAAAUGACAACGUAAGCCGGAUCUGGAACCACAUUCAACGGAAGGGAACUCCGCCCCCCAGAGCUUGGUUUAUCCAUCCUCCUACUCUGCAACAGUCCUUGAAAGGGGCUCUGAGGCUUUACGGCUUCCAAACUUAUACCUCAAGUGUUAACCAUCGCAAUGAAAUGCUCGAAUAUCUAUUAACCCAUCCGCAUUCUGCUUUUGUGACCAGCGACAAAUAUUACAUAUUCAAUCCGAAAUUACCUAACUCAAUCAAAUUGCUAUCAGCAUCCAACUUUCGCCUCGACUGCGAAUCAACGAGCAUCAGGUGCUCUAGAAUCGACCUGGCUGAACUGAGCACCCAACUUCAACUUUCGUCAGCGCAGAAAUAUGCGCUUCUGGCGCUCUCUGGCAACCAUAUUCUCCCGAGGCAUGAAAUCAUGACCAUCGUUGAUCCAGAAUAUCUACAGAAGCACCAAGACUGGACGGCCUCCCAGAUGUACAUAAGCGGCCUGUUGAAUUUUGUAAAGAAGCACGACGAAACGAACGUCUGUAAUUCCAUAAUUGCCAAAAUAGCCGAGUUCUGGACUCACUCCGACCACAAAUCCAAAUCGGAGAAAUUCCGAUCUGCCUUCGACUUCUUCAGCUGCGCCAAUCUCCAAGUGACGAAGCCAGCGAGCAAGAAGGACGCCCACAAAGCCGGAGCAGCCCCAAAGGUCGAAGUGAAAAGCGAAAAAGCGGAGAAAAUCCGCCUCGUUUCCGACAUUUUCCAAACGAAGCCCGAGUGGAGCGCGAAACUACCUCCGCCAAAGAAAAACAUUCUCAAAAUUGCUCAAGAGCUUCAUACUUCUGGACAGCUCCACCCCUGGAUCUAUCCUUUACUGUCAAAUGGAGAGGUCUUCUUUACCGGCGCACUGGAGGAUCUCGUCCACAGGAAAUAUCUAGUGCGCUCGCUAGAAGUAACAAAGCCUCUACGACAGAUUCUUUACGGAAUCCUCUUCUCGAUAUCUUCUUCAAUACAGAAGGAAUACAGAAAGAAGAGAAAGAUGGACCCCAUUCUCAUUCGGGAGUGGCAUCCAAACAAUCGAGUACCGAAACUGGUGCGAGCCCUUCCGAUCGAAACAUGGAAAACGCCGGAUUUAAAAGUGUUGUGGCUUUCGCGGCGGCCGACAGACUACAAUCGCCGAGUCCGAGCGCUCAUUUCCACAUUUCUCAGCGAUACUCCCUUUUUCGCCGAGCUCCAGCCAAACCUAGUAAUUCCAUUGAUCGUUUUACGAUACUUGAAUCAGCAGCCAGGAAGUCUUUUACGACUGAUGGACAUUAAUGUCUUCCUGUCUGUUAUCUUGUCGCCAAAUCUACGUAAUGUUGCGAUGACAUCAAAGCUAGACCCCGCUUUGACGGAUCGAGGCGUCGCCCUGAGUUCCAUGUUUAUCCGAUGCUGCGAACACGCAUCGUUCGCCAACGACAUCUGCGGCCAACCACUGCCUCCCGAGUACACUUAUCCUUGGAACUUCUUCGACGGGAAGCUCUUUCAGUACAAACUAGCGCUCGCCAGAAGCAGCGACACGAGCUCGCUCCUGAACCUGUGCUACGAAGACCACCGCAUCAUCCCUUUUUUGGAGACGCUGAGGGCGGCGAUUUUGGAACACACGCCUUCCACGCUAAUUUCCAUAUCAAAGUGA
Messenger RNA from Oikopleura dioica, 1971 nucleotides. Lineage: Eukaryota; Metazoa; Chordata; Appendicularia; Copelata; Oikopleuridae. The record is from the annotation of a GenBank genome assembly.